Brassicogethes aeneus is the source of this 463-nucleotide messenger RNA. The record is from the annotation of a GenBank genome assembly. Lineage: Eukaryota; Metazoa; Arthropoda; Insecta; Coleoptera; Nitidulidae.
AUGAUAGUGGAGUUGAAAUGGCAAACAUUUUUUCUGAUAGUAUUAUUUCAAGCUGUUAUCAGUGCACAACCCAUCACCACGACAACGGGGAGCACAGUUUUGGAACCUUUGGGUACCACUAGUGGAGAUUCAGAGUUGCUAACAAGCAAGCAAAAAUUGUGCGGGGAUGCCGUGCACAAGAUAAUGCAGGAAAUAUGUGCUUUACAUAAUGCUCCCAUUUUAAGAAAAAGGCGUGAAAUUGCAAAAGACUGCUGUCCAAGUGAAAACAGAAAUAACGUUGGUUGUUCCAUUCAAUAUUUAGCUACAUACUACUGCCAAAUCGUCAAUAAAGACGGAGUAAAGAAAGUCAUCGACCAAAUGAAAAAAAAAACGACAUCAACAAAAUGAAAUUUUACCUCAAAACCAAUUAGCAAACCCCCAAAAUUUAAUAAUUAAAAACCAUAAUGUAAGGCUUAAAAACAAA